GCUGUGCAAUAAAGCCCGUAAAUUGUCUGGUGAUCGGUUACCGUCACGUCGCUUACCUAAAAAAUUAAUAGCCCAUUAGAGUUGUUAUUCCCCUGCGACACAAGAUACCUUCAAUGCGCAAAAGACACAAUCAUACUUAUUAAUACGUCAGUAUGCUCAGCCUUGUAAGAAAAUACUGAUUUUUAAUAUCGCACAUUAAUAAUUAAGCUUGAACAACAACCGUAAGCGAGCCGAAUGACGAAUUGCGUUUAAGAAAUAUUUUUCAGUCGUUACGAUGAUUUCACCUGAAAUCGUAAUACAGAAGCAGAUUUUGUAAUCGGAUAGUUGGCUCUUUUAUCUGCGAGACAAAAAAUUUCUUAUCAUUCCCAAUUAUUGAGAUUCUCGAUACUUGGUUGAUUGAUUCGCCGAGUCAUUUUUGUGAUAAAAAUUUUUCAAGUAUCCGUUACUUGGUGAAGUAGCAAGAAAUUAUUAGUGGAAGUCCGUGUUACGUGUUGUAUGAUUAGAAAGAGCAUUUGGCAAGUCUAACCUAAAAUUGUAGAAUUUAUUGAUAACCCACAACAAGAAGGUUCCCUGUUUUAAUUUUUACUCUAAUAUAACUAGUGUUAACCAGAUUAAAUGAUUAGAAAAAGCAUUCAGCAAGUCUAACCUAAAAUUGUAGAAUUUAUUGAUAACCCACAACAAGAAGGUUCCCUGUUUUAAUUUUUACUCUAAUAUAACUAGUGUUAACCAGAUUAAAUGAUUAGAAAAAGCAUUCAGCAAGUCUAACCUAAAAUUGUAGAAUUUAUUGAUAACCCACAACAAGAAGGUUCCCUGUUUUAAUUUUUACUCUAAUAUAACUAGUGUUAACCAGAUUAAAUGAUUAGAAAAAGCAUUCAGCAAGUCUAACCUAAAAUUGUAGAAUUUAUUGAUAACCCACAACAAGAAGGUUCCCUGUUUUUAUGUUUACUCUAAUAUCACAUGAGCAUUAACCAGAUUAAAUGAUUAGAAAAACAUCCAGCAAGUUCAGCCAAAAAUUUCCUUGUAUACGAAGGCUUUCAAUUGAUUAAUAAUCCACAAGUAGUCCCUACUCAAUUUCUGAUCAGUUUCAUUGUAGACAGAGUGCAUGGGUCGCUAUACUAGAUAAGACUGUACGGGCUGAAUAAAUAUUACAAAUACAAAGUCUAGCACAGUUUACCAUUGACACGUGAACGCAGGUAGCAAAAUUCGAAGUUUAUUUAAAACAGUUGGCAAGACGCGUAUCUCGUACCUGAAUGAGGCUGUAAAUCAUAAAAAAUGUUGGAUUCCUAUUAGCAAAACAACUCUCCUUCCCAUCCACACAGUCCAAUCAUGGAUCUGCUGGAUUCACCUUUAGCCUUUCGGGUAAUCAGGACAUCGAAGGUCCUCAGGGUGGAUUCGAAUGUGUCCAACAAACUGGUCCUAAGAGUUUGGAGAGUCUCGGUGCGUUGCCGUGCAAAAUGCGGAUACAGGCCAACGACGACGUCUACGAGACCACCAGGCACAGGAUGGCCGUGGCCGAGGAGAAUAGCAAGAACAAAUGCACCAGGGUGAUUAAAGCAAAUCAAUCGGAUAUCGGACGCAAAGUGAAGGUGAAAGGAAACGGAAGGACGAUACCACCUCCAGCUAGUGCCAGGCAUCGAGAACCCGCGAUUGCUCCAGCAUCAUCCAACAUCCAGCCGUCCAGGCUCUCUUCUUAUAAGCCAGUCCCUAGUAAUCCUCCCACUGUCAGAUCCCAGCCUGAGAAGAAGAUGCCCGACAUUGUGCGGAGGCCACUCAAGGAACGGCUUAUACAUCUACUCGCUCUGAAGCCUUACAAGAAGCCUGAGCUGCAUGAUCGUCUCGUGGUCCGAGAAGGUGUCAAGGAUCGCGAGCGAUCCGCCAUGAUGACGAUACUCAAGCAGGUGGCCUUUAUGAGGGACAAUACCUACCACCUGCACAGGCACGUGUGGAACGACGUGCAAGAGGAUUGGCCGUUUUAUACUGAGCAGGAGAAGGCGAUGCUGAAGAGGCGGAAGCCACAGAAUCUGACACCCCCAGGUUCCAGCGACGGAGGAUCCAGUGGCAGUGGACAGUCACCAAACUCUACCCAUCCGGGAUCACCGCCGGCGAUCACGGCACCACCCCCGAGCGUCCUCGCGUCAAAGAGACCGGGUUACUACCAGGGUAGCGAUGGUCUUCAAACGAAAAGACCACGGAUAUCGCAUUAUCGUAAGCCUGAACCGAGCUCCACGUCUAGCACCGUGGAUAACGGAAGGACGACACUCGGUGGAAAUAGUGUCGGCGGAGGCAACGGCAGCGGCGGUGCUGGUGUCGGUAGUGGUAACGGUGGUAGUGGUGGCGGUGGUGGUGGUAGCGGUAACGGCGGCAGUGGCGGUGGCGGAAUAGGAAGCAGCGGUGGUAGUGUUGUCAGCGAGAUCAACAGCUGGGACCAGAGAUCGCAGCAUCGCGGCAACGACCGGGGCGAGUACCGGCCCGAAAGAACAACAAACAGUGAAGUGCUACGUGGCAGCUAUGGCGUCGGUAAACCGUGCCUGACGCCAACCAGUGACAGUGAGGACGUCAACCAUACCGUGCACCCUAGCAACCCGAGCGGCAGCCAUAAUUCGCAUAGUGGUCUAACGACCCACAGUAGUCAGAUUGGAGGCAGCCACUACGGGGGCGGCAGUAAUAACAAUAAGUCGUCGGUGUCCUCGACGACGUCAGGCGCCGGUGAAGGCAGUGGUGCGGUAGUGAAUUUCGUGAGAUCAAGCAGUAGUGUGUCUGGCUACGGUGCGAGUCCCAAUGGAGUAUUGGCCGACAGGAGGGACCGGGAGCGCGAACGGGAACGUGACCGGGAUCGCGGCGAUAGGGAUUCCAGGGACAUCAGGGAGAUUAGGGAAAGAGAGAGAAAUACGACUGCUGUCAACUCCUACAACGAUCUGUCUGGCUCUGCCUAUUCUGCCAGCAACACUGGAAACGGAACCGUCUCUUCUUCCUAUGGACCAGUUUCGCCUACCUCCGAUAGCUCCAAGACGUCCGAGUAUCCCGACUACCUCACAUACUACACGACGAUAAGCAGCGCCGAGCAAAGGAGGCGCUACAAAGCGGAGUUCAACGCUGACUACGAAGAGUACCGAAGAUUGCACACCCAGGUAGCCAAGGUUUCGAAGCGAUUCGCUCAGCUCGAGGAGAGGCUGAAGCAGGAGAUGGCAUAUGGGAACUAUGAAAGAUCUGAGGAAAUAAAGGAACAAAUUUUGGAAAAGUACAAUGAGACGAAACGCGACCCAGUUCAUCAAGAAACGAAACGGCGAUUUCACUAUCUACACGAGAAGCUGAGCCACAUAAAACGGCUGGUCCUGGAAUAUGACACGCAAAACGGAAAUGCCGGCAGCGGUAGUGGAACUGGCGGUAGUAGCGGCGCUGGAGGAGGCGGUGUCGUCGGCAUGGACGUCGACAGUUUGCGCUACUGACACAAGCUCAAACAGCCGCUUCUCGUUUCCUGUCUCUUCUCGGUUGUCAAUACAUUGCUGUCGACAUUAUUGCAGAACCUGCAUUUUAUCGGCAUACUACAAGCUUAACUUUAUCCUCGAUACGGUUCGAAUUGUUCCUGAGGCGUCCUCUCGAAGACUCUAAGACGUCGGUCCACGUGGGACCUCGAUGCUCAUUAUUUUCGCAUGGCGUCCGAUCCAAGAAGACGGUGAAGACAAUGACGAAAAGAUUACUAUACACGUAUAUAAUGUAUCUGUACACGUACACGCGUCGUAGCAACAAAUUCUGCUCAAGCACCAUCAACCUUCGCGAAACCGACGGCGCACACGAGCCAGACUACUGCCACGGCGUCGGAGCCGUCGGGACGCAACAAUAUCGGCGACCCGCCGAAGACAAUCGGAAGUCACGCUCGCAAAUGCCACGAGCGUCAGCAAGAACUCCAUCCGCACUACGGAAAGAAAAAGCUGCGUAGCGUCCAAGACUGUUCAGUGAAGAAAAUGUUUAGUAAACUAUAUAAGUAAUUACAGUACGCACGUCCAAGUGUCCAGAUUAGUAGUUAUGCGUUUGUGUGAGAGGGUCCAAGGAAAAAGGGUUUGCCGCGCGUUCACCAGGAAGCGUUUCCCCCAGUCCUUCUCCAAGAGAAGUAACGCAGGAGAAUAGCGUGAGAAAAAGGAGUGCCGCCCCUACUGUUCGCGCCCUUAUAUCCUAUUAUCUGGUACCAAUAUCAAUAAAGGUUUAUCACUAAUUCUAAAUCAUAUCAAACGAGAAAAAAAAAAUUUAAUAACCGGGAACGUGACACAGAAAAAGCUUUGUGGCGCUUCCGCAGUCCUUUGGAAACUUUUUCGCGUAUCAUUGCGUCCUUCCUCUUUCGGAUAAUUCUAUCAAAAUUUCUCGGGAAACUUUUCAGUUAUCUUGUUUGGUCGGGAAAUCACCUUUUUAUAAUCGUUCGUAUCACACGACCCGAGUAAAUAAUAAGUAUGACACAUAUACCGUGUGUCUUUCUCAAUGGAUAGAAUUCUAAUUUUGGCGCGACACGUUCGGUGGUUAAUUGGGGAUAAUCUGAAGUAGGAAAAAAAGGCUCCACGCGACAUAUAUGCACGUCAUUACUUUCCUCGAUUAUCAUACGGGCGAUGGAAGGUAAAGUAAUUGAAUUAAAGGGAAAAGAAAAUAUUAGUUAAUCCGUUUGAAUGAGGGAUGUACGCGCAUAUUCGAAAGACGCAAACACACACGGAUACAUGUAAACACACCUUCGCGCAUACACUGCGCGAAACGCGCGUGUUUCGGAAUUUCGCGAAUCCGCCGAACAAAAAAAAAAGAAAGAAUUAAAUGAGCGUUAAACGUUAACAAAAAAAAAAAAACCAACAAGGAGCGAUCGAAGUGAUCGAAGUGAUCGGAUGAGAUAUAUGGCAAUGUGAUCUUGUCCAGAUUGUGUAUAUUGAGUAAUAUAAAUAUUUUAAUAAUUUUAAUGAUAGCGAUUAAUUGAGUAACAUUAUUAAUGAUAGUGACCUUCAUUGUAAUUCAUAAAUAACAAUUUUAAAAAGAAUAUCGAAGUUAGGUUUAAAAGAAAUGCGGUUGAUGAUUAUAACGAUGUGAUGCGAAAGGGAUAUGAUAAUGGGGGUAAUGACAAUGUUGAUGAUUAUUAUGGUUAUGAUUAGGAUGAGAAUGAGGAUAGCGGCGACGAUCAUAAUGAUUAUGAAUAACGAGAGAUAGAUGAUAAUAAUGAGAACAGUGUACAGGCAUACCACCAUAUUUCGCUUGUAAACUUAUACUUUAUUCGUGUAAUUAAUUAUCAUUACUAUGAUUACUGUUCGGAUACACAUUCGAUAUAGCGAAUAGCCAAUAAACACGCGCCGUCACGGAAUGCGCCGAAUACUGUCAAAAGCGAUGACCAAAUGUUGGUAUCGGUGAACGAAAGAAGAAAAAAAAAGAAAAAAAAAGAGAGAACUUCCUCGAGCGAGCAUUGAACAGCCACGCGGUGCCAAACUUUGUCGAAUCCUUUCGUUUCGCAUCUUUCACUAUUGAAUAUUCACGUAACAUGCAUGUACCAGUACUGGAAAAGUUUUCCGUGAACAUUUCAAAAAGCCCGACCAAUUCUUCAUGAGCGUUCGUUCGUUAUAUCGAUGUCCUCUUCUAUGACGUCCAGACGCUUUUCGGAGUCACCCUGUAUAUAUAUAAAUAUGUCGGCACGCCUUCCGUUCGUACUGUAGACGUUAAUCGGUUCAAUGCUUGUGUAAAAAUAAAAUUGAAAUUAAAAUACAAUGACGUGACUCUGCCGUUCCGUGGUCGGCCCGAGCGUAAGGAAUUACGAAAAAUAUAUAAAUGUGGGAACGAAUAUUCCUCGUUUUAAGUAAUUUAAACGAUUAACGCGCCAAUAGGAAGGAAACUGAAGUAUGAAAGAAAAAAGAAAUACACGUGUAUCAUACGUAGAAUGUGCAUGGACGCACUCUCACGCUAUCGCGUGCCUAUGAUGCUGAUUUUCAUUGUUGCUCAUCGAGUCCGACACUCUCCUCCCGCUAAGCUUAGUUUGAUAACAGAUAAUGUCCAUAGAAAAUUUAAUAAUAAUUUUUUUUUUUUUUUUUUUUUUUUCAAAACUUACCAAAUGAUAAACUCCAUCUCGCUCAGCCCCCAGUCACCCCUCGAGCCUCCGGCAAUGGCAAUUACGUUAAAGAGCACAACAGUAACAGGUACAGCAAAGAGAGACCGUUGGACGAAUGUUAAAUUUAAGAAAAAAAAAAAAAA
This is a messenger RNA of Cephus cinctus (wheat stem sawfly), 6204 nucleotides long. It is a transcript of the gene Su(Tpl), whose product is annotated as RNA polymerase II elongation factor Ell. The record is from RefSeq and is a predicted model, not a curated record. Gene Ontology annotation, molecular function: cis-regulatory region sequence-specific DNA binding. Gene Ontology annotation, biological process: snRNA transcription by RNA polymerase II; positive regulation of transcription elongation by RNA polymerase II; transcription elongation by RNA polymerase II. NCBI's taxonomy places the organism in Eukaryota, Metazoa, Arthropoda, Insecta, Hymenoptera, Cephidae. Gene Ontology annotation, cellular component: transcription elongation factor complex. The transcript has 9 exons. Bases 1455 to 3446 code for a protein of 663 amino acids.